AAUUGCAAAGUUGAUCUUUGGCAGGAGGGAUGAGGGUCCGUGUAUCUUCUGGUCAUUCGAUGAUGCAGUGAGUUUGUCUUUCGGGAGUUUUUCCGUGCACGCGCUCUACACACUCACAGCGCGUAAAGUCACACACAGACACUGGGUCACGGACGGACUCUCUACUCUUUCAUUCAGCAUUGUGUGAGAGAAGAACAGACUGCUGUGAUGGCGGCGUUGACCGGGGGAGAGAUGUGCGUCAAGUAUCUGAUGUUCGUCUUCAAUUUUAUAUUCUGGAUUGCAGGAACAUGCGUCAUGGCUGUUGGACUCUGGCUGAGGCUUGAUCCCAAGACUAAAAUCUUGUUUGAUGGAGAGGCAUCUUUCAUCUUCUAUACAGGUUUGUACAUUCUCAUUGGGGUCGGUGCGCUGAUUAUGGUCGUUGGUUUUUUUGGAUGUUGUGGCGCAAUCCAGGAAUCCCCUUGCUUGCUUGGACUGUUCUUCUUCUUUCUGUUGGUUAUCUUUGCAGUCGAGGUGGCUGCUGGUAUUUGGGCUUUUUCAAACCAGACCAAGGUUACUCAAGAUGUAACAAAUUUCUACAAGGCAACAUACAAUAAAUACCAAGAAACGAAUGAAGAUGCUCUGAAAGAAACAAUCAUUCUCAUCCAUCAUGGACUUAACUGCUGUGGACCAUUAGGAAACCAGCCGGAAACUCCUGACCAGACCUGCCCUAAAAAAGAGAAGCUCGAUGCUUUCAUUACAAAGAGCUGCCCUGAUGCCAUUGAUGAAUUCCUUAACUCCAAACUUUAUAUUACUGGAAGCAUUGGAAUCGGCAUUGGAGUGAUCAUGCUCUUCGGCAUGAUCUUUAGCAUGAUGCUGUGCUGUGCCAUCCGGAAAACCCGGGAGAUUGUGUGAGGGUCCGCUUGCCUGGGAAACUGCCAGUAUAUUUGUGUUGCAUGAUGUCUGUCCCAAAGCAGCCUGACCUCUUCAGCUAAGAGCCAGUUAGACCACAUCAUCAGGCACACAAUCUCUUCACAACUCUGAUCGACUGGAAUUCACUCUUUUUCUUAGUGCAGCUGUCAGUAAUGAGAGAAAAGGGUUGGUUUAGCAUUCCAAG
This is a messenger RNA of Carassius auratus (goldfish), 1093 nucleotides long. RefSeq names its product CD9 antigen-like. The transcript is spliced from 8 exons. Gene Ontology annotation, cellular component: plasma membrane. Bases 208 to 891 code for a protein of 227 amino acids. Lineage: Eukaryota; Metazoa; Chordata; Actinopteri; Cypriniformes; Cyprinidae. The record is from RefSeq and is a predicted model, not a curated record.